Pieris brassicae (large cabbage white) is the source of this 2841-nucleotide messenger RNA. Its product is annotated as transcription initiation factor TFIID subunit 6-like. Bases 280 to 2181 code for a protein of 633 amino acids. Gene Ontology annotation, molecular function: transcription coactivator activity; protein heterodimerization activity; RNA polymerase II general transcription initiation factor activity. Gene Ontology annotation, biological process: RNA polymerase II preinitiation complex assembly; transcription initiation at RNA polymerase II promoter. Gene Ontology annotation, cellular component: transcription factor TFIID complex; SLIK (SAGA-like) complex; SAGA complex. Lineage: Eukaryota; Metazoa; Arthropoda; Insecta; Lepidoptera; Pieridae. The transcript has 12 exons. The record is from RefSeq and is a predicted model, not a curated record.
AUAAAUGUAGGCGAAAGUCGAAACUCAAGAACCAAUUAAAUAAAUAAGUUUUGUAAAAUAAAUACUAACUAAUAAUCUAUACAAAAAUCAACUUAUAAUACUGCUUUUAAUAUUUCAUCAAUAUUAUAACCAUAGCGUGUGAUGUGUAUGUCAUAUAAAUUAGCAUUUAUGUAGUGAAUUAGGAAUAUGUUUAUUGCCUGCUUCGUAAACAAAAUCUAGUUUAGAUAGAUCGCCUUCAAUUUCUUGUCUCAGUUUACAGUCUUUAUUCCUAUUUGAAUAAUGGGUGAACCAGAGACGGGAUAUGGAUCAGCUCUUACGCUAGAUUCUAUGAAAGUUAUCGCCGAAAGUAUUGGUGUUGCAAAUCUUGGUGAAGAUGCCGCAAAAGAGUUAGCUGACGAUGUUACAUUUAGAUUAAAAGUGAUUGUUCAAGACGCUAUGAAGUUCAUGAACCAUUCUAAACGACAAAAACUUUCCAUAACCGAUAUUGACCAUAGCCUAAAAAUUAAAAAUGUUGAGCCCCAGUAUGGCUUUAUUCAACCCGAUUUUCUACCAUUUCGAUAUGCCUCAGGAGGUGGGAGAGAACUUCACUUCAUUGAAGAAAAAGAAAUUGAUCUAUCAGAAAUCCUGUCAGCACCACCUCCAAAAAUUCCUCUAGAUGUAUCCCUUAGAGCUCAUUGGCUAAGUGUUGAUGGUGUUCAACCAACAGUUCCAGAAAAUCCACCACCAUUGUCAAAAGAGGCUCAAAAGUUGGAGUCUGUUGAUCCUAUUACAAAAUUAAGCAAACCUGCUAACAAAGAUUCUGCAGGAAAACCAGCUUGUGGUAAAGCAGCAAGGUUGAAGGCAUCAGAGUCUGUCCAUGUAAAGCAGCUAGCAACACAUGAGUUGAGUGUUGAACAACAAUUGUAUUAUAAGGAGAUAACGGAGGCUUGUGUUGGUAGUGAUGAAGGACGGAGAGCAGAAGCCCUUCAAUCAUUAGCGUGUGACCCAGGCCUUCACGAAAUGCUACCACGGAUGUGUACAUUUAUAUCUGAGGGUGUGAAAGUUAAUGUUGUUCAAAAUAAUCUCGCGUUGCUCAUUUAUUUGAUGAGAAUGGUAAAGGCGUUGCUCGACAAUCAGUCUUUGUAUCUGGAGAAAUAUCUUCAUGAGCUUAUACCGUCAGUGUCGACGUGUAUAGUAUCCAGACAGUUAUGUUUGAGACCUGAGGUGGAUAACCACUGGGCUCUCAGGGAUUUCGCCGCGCGCCUCAUGGCACAAAUUUGCAAAACAUUCAACACUUCGACGAAUAACUUACAAACAAGGGUUACAAGAUUAUUCUCAAGGGCAUUACAGUGCCCGUCACAAACGAACAGCGAGUCUGGGCCAUCUAUGGUGACGACUAUGAAGGAGUCGGAGAAAACGCCGCUUGCUUCACUCUACGGCGCCGUUCAGGGGCUGGCUGAACUGGGCCCGGAAGUUGUAAAGGUUUUCAUAUUACCCCGAGUUCGUUGGUUGGGCGAGCGUGUGGAAGGAGCUUUGAGUGGUAUAGGCGGCGCUGACCGCCUCGCUGCGGGCAAUCUUAAACAUCAACUGCUCAAAGUCCUGGCACCAGUUGUAAGGCAGCUACGCCAGCCACCAGACCUGCCCGACGAUUACAAACGCGAAUAUGGCUACCUAGGGCCCAGUCUCCAGCAAAUGGUUAGUAAGCUGCGUUUGUCGCCAUCUACGACCGGCGGCGGCGGCGCCGUGGCAGUGGUCACUUGUACGCCGCCGUUGGUGCCUUCGACAUCGUUGCCGUCGCCAUCACCUCAACAUCAGAUGCUCACCAAAUCUGUUGAUUCGGGAACUCGAAGUAUAAUUAAUGCACCACAAUCGCCGGCUCCGUCCACACCACCGCCCCAGAAGUUUGUCAUCGUCUCCCAGCAGAAACCUCAGACGCAGCAAGCGAGCGGUGCCUCUCACAUUGUAGUCCACAGCUCUCAACCAACUAUAGUUCGAAGCCAAAAUGUUCAGUCGAUGGUGGUGACAAGUGGUCCAGCCAGCCAGCAGCCCCAAAAAGUGGUAGUCGUGGGGAUGCAGCCACAACAAACCCAGGGGGGAGUCAGCCAGGCGCCAGUGUCAGUGGUAGCCAAGCCGGUGUUCGCCAGGGCCCCAGGGGCCCCGCAGCCGCCACCGGAGUUAGAUGACCUGUCACAUCUCGCUUGACAGCCGCGAGUCGUCACGAUCAUCAAACAGUUUAAGAAAAAUAACUAAUAUAUUUACAUUUAGUAAGAAAAUUCAACCUAGUGCUGUUGGCUUAAGGUCGUAUUUCAAAUGUCAUCGCAAUGCACACAGUUUUGUAAAGGUUCAAAAUGAAACUGGUAUGGCAUAGAUAAUAAACGAAGAGAGAUUGAGUUUUAUUUCUAGGGCCCCACUUAUCCUUGAGAAAUGAUGGAAUUUGUUGACUAUAAGACGAGGUUUCUACUAACUGCGUAUGACUGUCAAAAACGUAUUCGAUAUGGACGGUUGUUGGACUAAAUCUUAAGUCUAAAAGCUUUUUAGAGUAUAUUUGGAGUGACAAUCUGGACUACCAUUAGAAAAUAUAAUUUUAAGUGUUUUUAAAUAAUAAAAAAAUGUGAAGGUUAGGCAUAAGGAUUUAAUUGUAAUAUAGUCAUUGCGAUUUGUUUAACUUUUCCAAAACUGUCAAAUAUAAAUUUAUAACUAAACUGAGUUGAGUGAUUUAAACCCCUUUAAGUUGACCAUACUAUAAUAUUAUUGUCUAUUUUGACGCAUAUUAACUCAUCAUGUGUCAAUUGUCAAGUUUAAUUGUUAUAAUUUGAUUAACAUGUCAACUUGUCAAACUUGUAUCUGAAAUGUCAACGCCUU